Molecule: messenger RNA, 1381 nt
Organism: Onychomys torridus (southern grasshopper mouse)
Lineage: Eukaryota; Metazoa; Chordata; Mammalia; Rodentia; Cricetidae
Product: mitotic-spindle organizing protein 2-like
Exons: 3
Coding region: 60-524 (154 amino acids)
Cellular component (GO): spindle; centrosome
Source: RefSeq, a predicted model, not a curated record
GUAGGAGGCGCUGUGGAACCUCUUGGCGGCUUGGGCCAACGCUCCCCUUUCCCGCACGAAUGGCGGCAGCCGGUUGUGGGGCUGGGCUCGGGACAUCCACAGGACUGGAGGCGGCGACACUGCAGAAGCUGGCGCUUCGGCGGAAGAAGGUGCUGGGAACUGAGGAGAUGGAGCUGUACGAGCUUGCACAGGCUGCCGGUGCCACCAUCGACCCCGAUGUGUUCAAGAUCCUGGUGGACUUGCUGAAUCUGAACGUGGCUCCCCUGGCCGUCUUCCAGAUACUGAAGUCCAUGUGUGCUGGUCAGCGGCUAGCGAGCGACCCCCAGGACUCGGUAUCCACGUCUCUGUCCACAUCAGAGACCCGAGGAAGAAACAGAGGUGGCCCCACUCUUGGCAGUGUGCCCAUAGUGGCAGAACGUGGAAGCCGUGAAGGACCCAUCCAGAGGAUGCCACGCCAGCCCAGUGCUACUAGGUUGCCCAAAGUGGCAGGACCUGGGAAAAGUAACUCCCGGAGCAGCACAUAGUCCAGAACAGAGGCUGCACUUGGCAUCACAGUCUCUCUCUGCCACUUCUGGAUACUAUUAAAACACAGAGAUUUAGAGUGAAAUCUGUAUUCAGUUCUGCUUUUUGCUACAGCCAAACUAACCAGGAGGCAUAAAAGUGAUUUUUGGUUUUUUGAUCUUUAUUUGGGAACUAAGAAAAUAUGUAUAUUGCUGGGCCUUUUUAUAAACAGGCCAGCAUGCUUUCCAGAAUGCAAAAAGUUCCCUACAAUACUGACCCAUCACAGAGCUAGUAGGCAGGGGUACCAGUGUGACCACUAAGCCAGGUAUGGAUGAAAUGUCACCAUCAAGAUCAGUAACAUGUCUUUGCCCCCAAAUCCUCCCCUUUCACAUUUAAUCCAGUUUUUGUGAUUUUGAGGACACUCCCCACACAGAUCUGUUUUAGAUCCUCCAUUUUAGGUUGAUACAGGUGCUCACUAUAUAACCCAUGCUGGCCUAGGACUCAAUAUCCAGUAGCCUCUGAUUCCUGAGUUCUGGGACUGAACUCUAUGUGCAUACACUCCAAUCACCACCAUGCCUGAUUGGACUCUCUAUUGCUUUUUUUACUUUAGUUAGAAUGCCUCAUCAGUGUAGAAGUGAUCAAACGUGUUCCAGUACACCCAUUCUCUGUCAUGAUUAUGAUGUUGUUGAGCACUCACGUAGCUUCCUGCACCUUGGCCUGAUCUCAACAAGACCAUAGUUGGGGAGGGGCUAGUAGUUACUGUAAGUAAAUUGGUUGUAACUCUGUGGAUUUGGUCCCAGGUUUCAGCACCAACAAUGUAGGUAUAAUUUGUUGCAACAACUCUGGGGAAAGGUGUCCUGACUACCUGGGUAUCCUGGAC